AUGCCAGACCCCAACCUCACAGUCUCGCUUCUCAAGCCCGAAGAAGCAGAGCAAUACAUGCGCAUACGCCACGAGGUCUUCCGACCCACCGUCAACAAGAUCCUCUACGCUCGCCGCGAGCCAUCUCAGGUAACCCUCGACAAAGUGACAGAAGACAUCCGCGAUGGCAUAACCAACAAGGGCAUACUCUACGUCAAGUGCGUCGACACCUCGACCGGCGAGAUGAUCGCGGGCGCACGUUGGCGCUACGUCAAGCCCAAAGAGGAGGGCGCGAAAGAACGUACCUGGGAAGAAGUCGAUGCCGGUCUCACCGUCCCACCACCAUACGAAGAAAGUGACCCGGAUAUGUUCGCGGAACUCUUCAAACUGUUCAACUCGAACAAGCGGGAGAUUCUGGGGAGGAGACCUUACUAUGUCUUAGACACACUGGUUACAUUGCCGCAACAUGGAAGGAGGGGAGCGGGAAGUAUGCUGGUGCGAUGGGGGUGUGAGAAGGCAGACGAGGUUGGUGUUGAGGCUUUCCUUGAAGCGAGUCCCAUGGGUGCGCCAAUGUAUGCGAGACAUGGGUUUCAGGCUGUGAAGACUGUGGAAUUGGAUUUGAGGAGGUGGAGAGGAGGGGACAAGAUGGAUUUCAUUCUCAUGCUGCGUCCUGCAAAGCAGCAAACAUGA
Alternaria metachromatica is the source of this 669-nucleotide messenger RNA. RefSeq lists its product as uncharacterized. The record is from RefSeq and is a predicted model, not a curated record. NCBI's taxonomy places the organism in Eukaryota, Fungi, Ascomycota, Dothideomycetes, Pleosporales, Pleosporaceae. Bases 1 to 669 code for a protein of 222 amino acids. Gene Ontology annotation, molecular function: acyltransferase activity, transferring groups other than amino-acyl groups. The transcript is spliced from 2 exons.